AUGCGUCUCACUUACAUCCUUGCCCUGGUGAUUGCAGCCCUUUCCCAUACCAGCAGCACUGAGGAUUCCAAGGCCGAGAUCACGAUCGGAUACUCGCCUAUUAUUAGCGACUUGAUCGACACGAACAGCGCCCGGCUGCUACGUCGCGUCGAAACAAAUGAGGUCGAUUUCAACAAAGACGAAGAGAGGGGCUUUAGAGACGUCAAGGAUGCGGUGAAGAAGCUGAGCCCCGUCGCAACUGUGAAAAAGACUGCGAAGCAGAAGGAAAAGCUGAAGGAAAUAAUCAAGGCGGCUAAGAAGGUCGAGGCCAACAGGGUGUGGGCGAUGAGAAGGGUUUAUGGGGCUAACGAAAAUAACUGA
This is a messenger RNA of Phytophthora sojae, 360 nucleotides long. RefSeq lists its product as hypothetical. Lineage: Eukaryota; Oomycota; Peronosporomycetes; Peronosporales; Peronosporaceae. Bases 1 to 360 code for a protein of 119 amino acids. The record is from RefSeq and is a predicted model, not a curated record. The transcript has a single exon.